ACGGCCUAUGUGACGAGCGGUCCGCUGCGAAUUCCAUCCGCUGGACAUCGACAGCCGGGAGGGGGGGGGGGGGCCUUAUCCGGAGGACGCCUUCUCUCGCUCUGCUCCUCUCUCUCUCUCUUUGAGCAUCACGAAUCUCAAACUACUCAACGCGAUUGUCAGCCGAAGCGAUAGGCGCCGUGAAUGUCCGCAGAGUUGCCGCGGCUGUCGAGAGCGAUCGAGAGGCUAUCGUCAUCAUCAUCACCAGCACCAUUACAACCGUCGUCUUUCUCGUGUUGGGCAGCAUCAGCAUGCCAGCGCUGAUCCUGCUGUGUCUGCUACUGGCCGCGGUGAACGUGCUGGCAGACCCGUUCCAGAUCCGCAACGCCAAGAGCCCCGACUGCCUGUCCACGGCCGCGGGCUCCCCGCGUCUCUGGAUGUCGAAGUGCGACGAGCGGCUGCCCGGCCAGCGGUGGCUGUGGCUACCCGGGGGUCGCCUGCGCAGCCACGCGGAGGGCUCCUGCCUGGGGUACAGCGGCUCCCGCUUCCACCUGGGCCAGCUCGCCAGCCUGGUGAGUUGCCGGCACGCCCCCGGAUGGGCGUGUGUGACGCGCGACCGUGACGCGGACCUCCUGGCGGUGCGCGACCGCUCGCUGCUGCUCAGCAAGCAGGGCACGUGGGUCGUGGUGCGACACUUCGAGCGCAAGUACCCGAGCUCGUGGCGGCGCGCAGAGACCGGGCGAAGCCUCGCCUCGCUCUGCGCAGAGCCACGGCCAACAUACGAGGAGGAGGAGGAGGUUGAACUCCAGGUCAGGGCCAAGUACAAGGUGGCCCUGCCCAGCGACGAGGCCGAGCUGAGCAGCAACGAGACGAGCAUGCAGAGAACGCAACCCAUCCCUAUCACCACCGCAGCCGCCUCCCCGACAACAACCACAACUCCAACAACAACCGCAACAACUACAACACCACCACCACCACCAACAACAACCACCACGGCCACAACCACGGCCGCGUCGACCCCAACGCCCCAGCCCGACUGCGGCGUCCACCACCUGACCGCGGAUGUCUUCCUGCGCGGCGCGCUGCUUACGUGGUCGGCGGUCAGCCCCGGCUGCUCCUUCACCGCCCGCUACGUUGGGGAGGAUGGGUUCGACUCUCAGCUGGCCGACUGCGAUGCAGGAGGAGGAGGUGGAAAAGGUGGAGCAGGAGGAGGAAGAGAGGCUGCAGCAGCAUCGUCUGCUGCUGCCGCUGGCGCUGUCCCCAUGUAUUCGUGCCCUCUGAGUGACCUGCGACCGGGCAGCGCCUACAGAGUGGACGUGCGUCCCGCACGAGGUGUCGGCAGCGCCGCCAGUCUGCCCAUCCGCACCGUGCCCGAAGCCGUAUCUCGGCUGCACGUCCUGCGCGACGCGACGACGGAACGCAGCCUCACGGUGUCGUGGCUCCCGCCGCCCGGCGCCGCCCACAGCUACGAGGUGCUCGCCGAGGCCAAGGAGCCCAACGGGCCCCCCGGCCGGGCCGUCGCCGAGGUGGUGGAGGCCGCCGCGACCAACGCCGCCGCCGCCGCCCUGCCGCUGACGGCCACCGUGGGCCGUCUGAGCCCGGGCACCAGAUAUGAGGUGUCCGUGCGGGCGCAAGCCGGGGACCGCCAGGGAGCGUGGGCGCGCGUCGAGGCCACCACGUUGCCCGCCCCCGUGCGGUCCCUCCGCGUGACGGCGGGCCCCGGCGGCCCGGGCACGGCCCUCGUCUCGUGGGAGGCCCCCGAUGGCCGCGCGGACGCCCUGGUGGUGCGAGCAGCCGCGGCGACGGCCCCCUUCCCGGCGGGGGGGUCGGGCCCCUCGCGGGACAGCCCCUCGCUGCCACCGUCGACGCGCCAGUGGGCCCUGCGCGACGUCACGCCGGGCCGGGCCUACGCCGUGUCGGUGCGCUCCGUGCUGGGCAGCGGUGGCGGCGUGCACAGCGAGGCGGUGGUCACGUACCGCGCAGAUCCGGCGCCCGUCCCGUGGCUCGCCGUGACCGGAGGCCCCUCGCCGGGCGAGCUGAGCGUGAGUUGGACCGCGACCCCCGGCGACGCCGACCGCUACGACGUCGUUGUGCGGCCGGCGACCCCGGACGAAGCCGAGGCCGGCGCGGCGGCGGUGGCGGCGGCGGUGCCGUCCUCGCCGGCUCCGCCGCUGCGCUCGCUGUCCGUGCCGGCGACGGCCGUCGGCGACCUCGGCUGCCGGUUCCGGGACCUCGAGCCGGGCCGCGAGUACGCGGUGACGGUGAGCGUCGUGAGCGGAGACGCCAGCGUCGGCAGCGUCGGCAGAGGCAGCGCAGCGCCGGCCCCCGCGAGCGACCUGGCCGUGAACUCCUCGAGCCGCGAGGCCUCCGUCUCGUGGCUGGCCGCCCGCGGCCGCGCCUCCCGCUGCGAGCUGAGCCUGCUGUCCUGCGGCCAGCGGCGAGCUCCUCUCCAGCCACGCCGUGCCCUGCCGGCGGCCCCCGGGCGGGAAGGACGGGACGGAGGAGGCGGGACGGCUGCGGUUCACGGUGCCCGGCGUGUACCCGGGACGGGCGUACCGCGUGUGCGUGGACACGCACGCCCGGGGACAGAUGGCGAGGGCCUGCGAGGAGACGCGCGCCGUUCCGCUGGCUGUCUCCGACCUCCGCGUGCACAACGUGAGCAUGAGCGGCGUGAGCAUCGCGUGGAUGCGGCCCCCCUCCGACCUGGACACGUACCGCGUCCUCUUGCACGCGCCCGAGGCCCAAGCGGACCUCCGGCCAGCACCAGAACGCCUCCUGCCGAGCCUCGAGGCCUUCCGCCGGCACGUGACAGCCCCGAGUCGGGACGUCCGGACCUCCAAUCGGAACGUCAGGACCAUCAGCCGCGGCGCCGAGAUGUCCGUCUGCAGCGUCCAGACCUCCGGCAAGGACGUCCAGAUGUCCAGCAAGGACGUUCAGACCUCCAACAAGGACGUCCAGACCUCCAGCAAGGACAUCCAGACCUCCAUGCGGUACGUCAAGACGUCCGGCAAGGACGUGAAGAUGUCCAGCAAGGGCAUCAAGAAGUCCAGCCAGAACGCCGAGACCUCCACGAGCGGACGUUGCCCCGAGAAGCCACGGAGACGGUGUUCCACAACCUCACAGCGGGCCGCCUCUACCUCAUCCUCGUCUUCACCAUCAGCGGCAACCUCAGCAGCUUCUCAUCCGUGUCGGCCAGGACCCUGCCGUCCCCGGUGCCGGACCUGCGGGCGGACAACGGCGGGGCGGUGGACUCGCUGCGCGUGAGCUGGGGCCCGCCGGCGGGCGACGUGGACGGCCUGCGCGUCUCCCUGCUGCGCGGGAAGUCGCUGGUGACGGAGGCGUCGCUGCCGCCGGGGGCGCGGGAGCACUCCUUCGGGGGGCUCGUGCCGGGGGGCCGCUACCUGGUGCAGGUGGCGGCGCUCAGCGGGGGCCGCGCGGCCACCGCCUCCGUGUCGGAGCUCACGGUCCCCGGUAGCGCGGUGGACGUGGCUGCGACCAACGCUGGCCGCGGGGACCUCCUGCGCGUCUCGUGGGCUCCACCCGCGGUCGGGGUCGUAGACCGGUACCGGCUGACGGUGCGACGCGGCGGGGCUGGCGGUGGCGGCGAGGCCGUCUACAGCCAGGAGCAGCCGCGCUGGGUGACCGAGACGUCCGUGUGGUCGCUGGUGCCCGGCCGCGUCUACACCGUCUCCGUGGAGACGUGCAGCGGGACCUACUGCAACCGCAGCGCCGUGGCGGCGCAGACGCACCCGGCCGCAGUGAUUGGCGUGCGCGUGGCCGAGCGGCGCCAGGACGGCCUGCGCCUGACGUGGACCGCGGCCGCGGGCGACGUCGACCGCUACGCCGUGCGCUGGGAGGCCGUGUCCAAGCGGCCCGGCGCCACCACGCAAGGCGGCGCGAGCCGCGGCGCCGCUCAGCUCGCCAACGACACGACGGAGCUCGAGCUGCGGCAGCUGACGCCGGGAAGCGCCUACUCGGUGACCAUCGAGACCUGGGCUGGCGACGCGCACAGCGACGUCGUCACGGAGGAGCGGACCAUGCCGGCGGAGGUGCGGAACCUGGCGGUGCGCAACCAGAACGAGGGCGGCGCCGGCGCCGGCCUGGUGGCGUCGUGGGUGCGUCCCGCCGGGGACUACGACGACUUCUUGGUGGCGCUGCGUCACGAGGGCGAGGCGGUGCGCAGCGAAACGGUGGCCCGCGACGGCACCGGCUGCACCUUCCGGCGACUGACGCCGGGCCGCCGCUACGCGCUCACCGUGGUCACGCGCAGCGGCCCCUACGACGCUGCCGCCGUGGCCUACGGCAAGACGCAGCCGGCUGCGGUGUCCCGCCUGCGCGUCGAGGAGCGCUCAACGGACCGCCUGCUGCUGCGCUGGGACCCUCCGGCGGGCGACGCCGAUCGGGUCGAGGUGUGGCUGGUGGCGUCGGUGUCGCCCGGCGGCGGCGGUGGCGCCGACCCGGCGAGCCUGCCCAGCUCGUCGGACGGCUACGUGGCGCGCGAGCUGGCGCCGGGGCGCGUCUACAACGCGAGUGUCACCACAUGGAGCGGCCAGGAGCGGCGCACCGCGAGCAUCGCGGCACAGACGGCUCCGGGCUCCGUGCGGGCGCUGGCGGCCGUCGGGCUGGACUCGCGCUCGCUCUCCGUCACGUGGUCCCCGGCGCCGGGCGACGUCACCUCCUACUUGGUGUCGCUGUGGCCUCCGCUCGGGGGCAGCGGCGGCGGGGGUGGGGUCGGUGCCGCCGGGACCGAGCGCAACCUCACGCUGCCGCCCGGCGCCACCAACGCCACCGUGGGGCGGCUGGCGCCGGGCCACGAAUACCGCGUCGCCGUCGCCGCCGUGAGCGGCGCGCUCAGCGGGGAACCCGAGGUCGUCACCGGCAGAACCGUGCCAGGCACAGUGAGCAACCUGGUGGUGGACAACCGCUACUCGACCGACCUUCUCAUGGCUCGCUGGCGCCCGUCGCCCGGCAAGGUGGACGCCUACCUGCUGCGCCUCACCGACGGCAACGGCUCGCUGGUGGUGAACGCGACGGCCGAACCGGGCGACGCCGAAUUCUCCUUCGCGGGUCUCGUGCCGGGCUCGGCGUACCGCGUCGCCGUCACCGCCACCAGCGGCGGAGUGACCAGCGCCCCCGUCUCAGCCGAAGGCAGAACGGUGCCGGCGAGCGUGCCGUCCGUGUUCGCGGACAACGACGGCCGCCCGGCACAGCUGUCGGUGCGGUGGCGUCCGUGCGACGGCUCCGCCGAGCACUACAUGGUGCAGCUGCUCAGCCCCAACGACACACUCAUCACCAGCCAGCUGGUGCCGGCGGCGCGGGACCGGCACGCCUACGGCGACCUCACACCCGGGCGCCUCUACCGCGUGCGCGUCUUCACCGUGAGCGGCGGCCUCUUCAGCUCGCCCGCCACGGCGCAGGCGCGAACGCUGCCAGCGACGGUGACCGGACUACGCUCGACCGGCGCCAACAGCACGGACUCGCUGCGCUUCGCGUGGACGGCCGCGUCUGGAGACCACGACUUCUACGAGAUCCGUCUGCACGGCGCCGACGACAAGGCGCUGCACCAGAGCAAGCUGGGCGCCCCCGCCGUGGAGGGCUGGGACUUUGGCGGGCUGGCGCCUGGGAGGCUCUACACGCUCAGCGUCACCACGUACAGCGCCGAGCUGAUGAGCGAGACGAGCGUGCAGGCGCGCACACUGCCCCGCGCCCCGCUGCGUCUCUCCUUCCCCAACGUGAGCACCAUGGCGGCCGAGCUCCUCGUCGACUACCCGUGGGGCGCCGGCGUCGCCGACCUCUCCGUGGUCGUGCGGCCGAACCACCCCGGCCUGAGCGUGCAGCCGCGGUCGCCGGGCGGCGCCGCCGGCGGUGGAGCGCCGCUCGACGCCCGCCGCUGGCUGGCGGGGCUGGUGCCGGGCCGCGGCUACGCGGUGGCCGUGCGGGCGCUGAGCGGCGGGAUGCUGCCCACGGUCAGCGAGGCCUGCCACGGAUUCGUGCGAACCGUCCCGCUGGGUCCCGCCGGCUUCCACUGCCGCCCGGAGAACUCCACGGCGCUCUCGUGCUCGUGGUUGGCGCCGGCGGGCUCCGACGUGGACGCGUUCCUCGUCGCCUGCGACCCGUCCUCCGGCGGCCGCGGUCGACGCGUCUCGGCGCUGCUGCCCGCCGGGGCCGCCGCCGCCAUUUUUUCCCACGUCCUCGCCAACCUGGAGCCGCACAACAACUACACCGUGACGCUGGUGGCCGUCUCUGGGGAGCGGCACAGCGCCGCCGCCGUCCAGACCAUCGUCACCAUGAUCGAUCGGCCCCCCGAGCCGGCGCGCGAGGCGGCCCCCGCCGACAGGAGCAGCGUGGCGUUCCGCAAGGGGAUCCGCUUCAACAUCAGCUGCGACUGGUUCAGCGACGCCAACGGGGAGAUCAAGUUCUUCAGCGUCAUCGUCCACGAGUCCCAGGACACGUCGCCGGCCAAGCCGGAUCCGCGGCACUCGCUGCCGCCGUACGAGGAGUACGCGCGCAACGCCUCCGUCAAGGUGUACGCGACGCCGCCCUUCGCCAACCGCUGCCUGCGCGACCGCCUCGGGGCCUUCUCCGCGCAGAUCGGCGCCGGGCGUGCCGAUGCCGCCUGGGGCUGCGCCGACGCCGCGGGGGGGCCCUGCCACGGGGGGCCGCUGCGGCCCAACACGCCCUACCGGCUGAGCGUGAGGGCCUACACGGCGCUGCAGGACGUCCCCCGAGGUCUCGACGAGCCGCUCUUCACCGACACAUUCUUCUCCGCGCCCAUCCUCACCGCGCCAGAGGAGUUCUGGGGCCCGGUGGAGGGAACCCUCGCCGGCAUCGCCCUCUCGCUGCUGCUCGUCUCCACGGCCGCCCUCCUCUACUGGAAGCGCAAGGCCCUCGUGCCGCAAAAGCGGGACAAGCCGAUGCAGCUGAAGUCGCCGGAGAAAACGGCGGGCUCCAAGACCCAACGCAAGACCGAGAGGAGUCCCAUCUACCUGUCCGACUUUGAGAAUCACCUGCGCAAGCUGCAGGCCGACUCCAAUUACCUCCUGUCGCAGGAGUUCGAGGAUCUCAAGGACGUGGGGCGGCACCAGCCCCAAGAUGCGGCGCUCCUCCCCGAGAACCGCGGCAAGAACCGCUACAACAACGUGUUGCCCUACGACGCGACGAGGGUGAAGCUGUCCUGCUUCGACGACGACCCCAGCUCCGACUACAUCAACGCCAACUACAUCCCAGGCUGCAGCUUCCGGCGCGAGUUCGUGGCGACGCAGGGCCCCCUUCCCGGAACGAAGGACGACUUCUGGAGGAUGGUGUGGGAGCAGAACGUGCACAAUGUCGUCAUGGUGACGCAGUGCGUGGAGCGAGGGCGGGUGAAGUGCGACCACUACUGGCCGUUCGACCAGGACCCCCUGUACUACGGCGACCUCAUCGUGCAGAUGUUCUCCGAGUCUGUGCUGCCUGAGUGGACGCUCCGCGAAUUCAAGAUCUACACGGAGGACCCGUCGGAGAGCCCGCGCGUGGUGCGGCAGUUCCACUACACGGUGUGGCCGGACCACGGAGUCCCUGAGACGGCCCACUCCCUCGUGGGCUUUGUGCGCACCGUGCGCGACUACACCAACCGCAGCCCCGGCGGGGGACCCACCGCGGUGCACUGCAGUGCCGGGGUGGGCCGCACGGGAACUCUCAUCGCGCUGGACCGGCUGCUGCAGCAGAUGGACAGCGCCGGGGCGGUGGACGUCUAUGGGACGGUGCGCGACAUCAGGCAGCACCGAGUGCUCAUGGUGCAGACAGAGUGCCAGUACGUGUUUCUGCACCAGUGCGUGCUGGAGGAGCUCCGCUCCAAGAAGAGUCGCAGCCUCCUGGGCAGCGUGGGGGCUCCCGUCUACGAGAACAUCGAGCCCAGACGCCCGGCCGAUCUGAUGAUACCGGGAUUCCUGCAGUGAGACAAGACGGGCCCGCAAGGGAGGCACCCGCCACCACCACCACCACCACCUUGGCUGACCACUCACCUGACCCACCUCCACCACCGUCGCCCCCCACCACCUCUACCACCCCACCAAUGAUGCAAUUGAUGGAAUCGACGGCUAAGUGUGAAGGGGCCCGUGCCCCUGGGGUGAAGUUACAAGCGGAGUUGGCCGCAGCCGCGUAAACACUCAACGCCGAUGUAAGUUACUGUGUAUUUAUAUAUAUGUGUCAAACAACAAAGACAAAGAUCCCCCGUAUAGGCUUAACAGACAGUUGGGGCAAGUGCUGUUAACGAGCACCUAUGAAGGCCGGCACGGCACACGAGGGGGUGGGUGGCCACCACCACACCCGACUGCCUUUGUCUUCCUAGUGGCGAUGUUUACACACCGCACCAGGUACUCAUUUGAGACUCAGUCGACCUAAGGGAGGCCCAGGACUGGUUCAGAUAAUCGUCACUGGUGUUGGCCGUGAGCGGGAAUCGAACUCGGGUCGCCGGGUUCGUAGCGCAGCAUAGCGCUAACCGCUACACUAUCGCUCCCAAUACACACACACGCUCACACGUGUAUGUGUGUGUGUGUACACAUGCCACUGUUGGUCACGGUUCAGUCGAUGGCACCUUAAUAAUGCAAUUCGUGUUCAACCCAAGUGCUGGUGUAAUCGAGAGACUGCAUGAGAGACACGUGGUUCAGAUGAUGUGCAUUUUGUUCGACAGCGUAGAGACUCCCACGUGCGGGAACCCUGAGUUCAAUCCCUGGUCUGUGUUGACGAGCUGACGUCUCCAUUAUUGUCGUCAUCAGCAAUCAUUAUUCAAUUGUUCAAUCAUUAUUCAGUCGUGAUCAGUCAUCGUCAUCACUAUCAUCAUCACUGACAUCACGAUCAUCAUCAAAUUAAUCAUCAUGAAUAAUCGUUCUAGGACCAGUACACCAUCAUUGUCAUGAUCUAUUUAAAACCAUAAUUAUGAAUUACUGUCAUUGUAAUCAUCAUCAUUACCAUUGUUUACUUAAUCAUCACUUAAGCACUCAUGCCAUCAUCAUCAUCAUCAAUGUCAUCAAAUCAUCAUCAUCAUUCAGUCUUAAACAUGAUCAACCAUUAAAUGAUAUCAGUCAUCAUCCUCUGUCAUUAUUAAAUCAUCAUCGUUCAUUCAAUCAUUUCCAUCAUCACGGUCUUCACGGCUCUUUGGCAUUCAGUUGUCAACGAUAAAUAAUUAUCAAUCAUCAUCAUCAUCUCUGGGGCCAGUAAAAUAAGUUCCGGCUGAUGAGAACCCCCCCCCUCCCCCCCCCCGCUUGAUGCACGGUGGAAUACACCGACAAAGGUGGCCGCUACGUUAACCAACUCCUCGGGUCCCUGCCAUAGUACUGUGGAAUUUCCUCCAACUGCCCCCAGAAUGGAGAGCAGGGAUGAGGGCCGUGUACUGUGAGCCCUCGGAGCACGCGAGACACCGAUUCUGGCUUUGUGUGUUCAUAUUCUUUGGUUUUUUCGGUAAAGUCACGUAGGUAAAAAAUUUAAAUUAAUAAAAGUAAAAUAAAAUAAAAAUCACGACGUUUCGGAGGCAACACAAGCUUCCGUCUUCAGGUGGAACCGUCAUAGCACGAUAGCUGUAUCAGCUAUCGUGCUGUACCGAAAAAACCUAAUAAUAUGAAUCCUUGCAGUCACGAAAGCUUCAAAUCUAGAAUUUGUGUGUUCAGUUUGGUGUCCUUCCCCCGCAACCUCUGAUUAGCCACGGUCGGCUAAGUACGGUGUGAAAGAAGUUCAACACACAUACAAACGUCCGCACGUGAAAACAUUUUUUUUUUAAACACACGCGCGCUGGACGUUCAAAGAUCCAGCGGCGUCAUUCGCACGAGCUGGCCGUCGUGUGCCGGCGUCACGGGGCACCCAGUUUGCCAAAGUGUGAAACAAAUCACGGGCAAAGUUACUCAAGUCGCAUUCUACACUGAGCAGCAGCAGCAGCAGCAAAUCAUCGCCCCCCGCGCCGCCGCCGCCUCCGACGCACGAACACUUGGCAGGACCCUCCUGCAAAGAAGUCACGGGGGUGAAACGAAGCGUCACCUUUGGUGGCGUGGGUGGUGGUGUGGCACGCGCGGGGUGGUUUAACGCGGUGGUGGUGGGUGGGGUUUUUGUUAUUUUACAUCGGAGUUUUUAUUAUUGCGGGACCCUUUUUUUGCCAGCAGUUAAUCAAAAGUAUCACAAAAUAAGAAUAGAUUUUACCCUUUCUGGCAAUCGAACAGCUGUUUUACCCAGAAAGGGGUAAGAAAUUAUUCUUCUUUUUCACACCCCGGUUUUAUUGGCAGGAAGGAACAAAACCCAUUCUUAUUUUUCAUCCUUUGAUACUGGCAAAAAAAAAUGGUAUGCCAUAAUAAUGUAGCUAUCUCACCCCGAGCUAUAAACGCUCUGUAUGCGUGCAUUGUCUUUGUACUGUUUAACACGCAGUAGGAGGCUUUCGCAACAAAUAUGAUCCAUGAUUAGAGGUUUUUUGGGUUCGUUCGCGUGAAUAUAAAAUGUGUCGCGAAACAUCGAAUUGUAAAUGUUGCAGUGGGUUUACUCACUAGCACACAACCGGUGACUGCUGCACUAGUAUACUACACUAUACACUACACUACUAUACACUACUAUACACUACACUAUAAACUACACUGUACACUACACUAUACACUACACUACUAUACACUACACUACUAUACACUACACUAUAAACUACACUAUACACUACACUAUACACUACACUAUACACUACUAUACACUACACUAUACACUACACUAUUCACUACACUAUACACUACACUAUACACUACACUAUACACUACAAUAUACACUACUAUACACUACACUAUACACUACACACUAAUUUCCGUUACACUACAAUUGUAAAUGUCGAGUUUCCUCUCCAACGCAAUCGGCGUGCUGAACCGGCAACUACUUGGUACGUUUUGUUCACGUGACAAACGCAUUUACCAAUUGGCUGUGUCGGGUGGUGGCGGGUUUAACGACACAUUCACGAGAUCUAACCCCCCAAAAAAACUCUCAUGUCUUUGUUCCUGUUCGCCUUUUGGGGUUGUUCUCUGGUGUGACGCUCGUUGUGAGACUGGGCGCUAAAGAAGGCUGCUGCCUCUGGUGUAGGCCAAUCAGUUUCAAAGACAAUGCCCAUAUAGUUAUUAGUAUCAGAGCCGUGUAUGUUUGCAUUUUCACCACAAGUCCUGUGUGUGUGUGGUCAAUGCGGUAACUUAAUGUCUUGCAAAAGGUUUCUUCUAUUUGGCGAUUUGAACACUUUAACGCAACUCCUGCUGCUGCUCUAUAUAAGAACGGGAGACAGAGCAGAGCCUCACCAUUCUGGUGAAUUUCCCGAUGAUGCUGGAUGCAAUUACCAGCGAAACGUCGUACUACUCAAAGAUUGUAAAUGUUGUGGUUUCACGCUUCAACACACCAGUGGGCUAAAGCAGUGAACUAUUUGUCUUUUGUCAACGUGACACUUUUUUGCUGAUUGGCCGUGUCGGGUGGUAGAGGGUUACGACACAUUUAUAAAUAACGCGAUCUAAACCCAAAAACGUUGAUUAUGAAUAAUAUUGGUCGCGAAAGCCUGCCACGUGUUCAACUGUCCUGGUGUUGUAUCGGCACAAAGGGCAAACGCUGCGCGCUGUGACCAUGGGAGGGCGCCACAAGCUGAUGUUUUUUUUAGAACUGAUGUUUGUGUUUCGUUUGUUGCCCCCCCCCCGCACCUCCAAUGAGCACGGUCGGUUACGUACGGUGCGAAAGAAGUCCAACGUAAAUAUGGGUCUCUGUAGGUCUCUAUGGCUCUUGACGAGUCACUAGGAUUUCUGUGGGUCUAUGGGUCCCUUCCUUCCGAUAUGAGGAAUCCAUUGGGAGCUUUGCACUUUUAAAUAAUCGAGAUUGAAAACUCAUUUCUUUAGAAUUGCAAUUUGUGUUUCGUUCGGUGUCCUUCCCCCGCACCUCCGAUUAGCGCGUUUAGCUACGUACGGUGCGAAGGAAGUUCUACGUACGUACAUGAUGGUGGUGAUGGUGGUGAUGAUGGUGAUGUUGAGGAGGGACCUGCAUAAUGAAGUUGACGUUGAUGGUGGUGGUGGUGCUGUUGAUGAUGCGGCCGUCUGGAACGCUCUCUUCCUUCCGAUGUUAGGAAUCCACUGGAAGCUAUGCACUUUCAAAUCAUCGUCUAGAUUUAAAACUAAUUUCUUUAGAACUGCUUUUUGCGUUGUUUCUUUUUACUUUGUUGUAGUCCCCCCCCCCCCCCCCCACCACUGCACAUCCGAUGAGCAACGUUGGCAUAUGCGCGGCGCGAAAUACGUCCAAUGUUGUACACGACGACACAACGUGUCCCCAGCGUUUCCCUCCCCGGACGCGCGAAACAAAACGUCUCGCGGAUGAAAUCGCCCCCCCCCCCCCCCCCCCACAAUCUCCGCGACGAUGUCGCGGCUCUUCCUCGGAAUCAGAAGUCUUAAUCGUGGAGGAAUCGAUGACCUGUGGAGCUCCUUUGGUGUUGGCCCCGCACAGAUGUCCAGUAAGGCCAGGCGCCAAAGAAAGCUGUCUCUUCUUCUUGGUUCUUUCGGUAAAGUCACG
Messenger RNA from Lethenteron reissneri (Far Eastern brook lamprey), 12504 nucleotides. RefSeq names its product receptor-type tyrosine-protein phosphatase beta-like. NCBI's taxonomy places the organism in Eukaryota, Metazoa, Chordata, Hyperoartia, Petromyzontiformes, Petromyzontidae. The record is from RefSeq and is a predicted model, not a curated record. Gene Ontology annotation, cellular component: signaling receptor complex. Gene Ontology annotation, molecular function: cadherin binding; protein tyrosine phosphatase activity. Gene Ontology annotation, biological process: angiogenesis; peptidyl-tyrosine dephosphorylation involved in inactivation of protein kinase activity.